Molecule: messenger RNA, 6828 nt
Organism: Mugil cephalus (flathead mullet)
Lineage: Eukaryota; Metazoa; Chordata; Actinopteri; Mugiliformes; Mugilidae
Gene: greb1
Product: growth regulating estrogen receptor binding 1
Exons: 33
Coding region: 4-5979 (1991 amino acids)
Biological process (GO): multicellular organism development
Source: RefSeq, a predicted model, not a curated record
CCAAUGGGGAACUCUUAUGCAGGCCAGCUGCGGACCACGCGGUUUGAGGAGGUCCUCCAUAACUCUAUUGAGGCAUCGCUGAGGUCCAACACCGUCAUCCCUCGACCUGUCUUCUCACAGCUGUACCUUGAAUCGGAGCAGCUGGUGACGCAUGAUGGCCGUACUGAGAACGAUGAUGAAGACGAUGAAGAAGGCUCGGAGUCUAACAGCCCUCCAACGCCCUACCGGAUGAAGCCCCCACCUGAUGGAAGCUGCACUACUGAUGGCUUCUGCCAGGCAGGCAGGGACUUGCGUCUGUCUUCGCUUGCAUCCGAUGCCUUGGAUGUUCCCCCUGGGUUCAUGUUAGUUGGGGUGAAGUCCCCUUCCAACCCUGAGAACCUGCUGGUGUGUGCCGUGGAUCGCCGCUUCCUGCCAGACGAACAGGGUCACAACGCACUGCUGGGCUUCUCAGGAAACUGUAUUGGCUGUGGCGAGAAAGGUUUCCGCUAUUUCACGGAGUUCUCACACCACAUUAACCUGAAGCUCAGCACACAGCCCAAGAAACAGAAGCACUUGAAGUACCAUCUGUACCGAAACAACCAGGGCACGCUGGUCAAAGGGGCUCCCAUCUGCUGGAGGGGAAAUGAUGGCAGGAUUACACAGAUGGGGUCCAGCGUCUCAGAAGGCCACUUGACAUCAGACGAACAGACACCAUCCUUAACAGCGACGCAGCCAUCACACACACCUGGCAGCUACACAGGGCCACAUGUGGAGCCACAAACAGCUGACAUUCCCCACACGCUUAUAAAUGGCAGCCAUGCUGUUUCCUCCAUUUCCCAGCAGCCUUUAAACCAGUCGGGGCCUGGCAGACCUUCAGCUACAGGGCCCCAUGCAAAUGCUGGACCACCAAAAAAGAGGCACAAAGGCUGGUCUCCUGAAUCAUCUGCCAACAGCAUGACCGAGAGCAAUGCGAAGACACCACCAUCUUCAUUAGCCAUAUCCACGUUAGCAGUAUCCUCUGUCAUCACAAAUGGAACCAGACCAGAGACCUCAGCCCUGCAGAGUUCAUCGCAAGGGUCCUUAGCCGCAGUUUCUCCCCCAGGGCUGCCUGUAACUGUGCCUGAUCAGCUGCUACAUACCUGCAGACUACAACCUGUCAUAUUCAAAGGCCACGGUCCUCUUCCUCAGCUGACUGGCAACGUGAGUGAAGUGCUCAUCAGCUCUCUGCUCCAGAGUUGUUACCUGAGCUCGCAAACACUCCCCAGAGUGUAUCAGCAUUAUGGUCCGUCUCCCAUCCAGCCCCUGUCCACUGAGAUGCAGAUUCUACUCACCGUCUACUACCUGGUUCAGCUAGGCCCUGACCAAGUGCCUCUGAUUGAAGACUUGGAGCAAAUAUUCAUGCGGUCAUGGAGGGAGUCCCAUCUCAGUGAGAUCCGACAGUACCAGCAGCCUCAAACACCUGGAGCACAAGGGAGGCACUAUGGCAUAGAGACUCUCUCCGCUCUGCCUGGUCUUCCCCAUCAUCUCCCUGUACCUCCCCAUAGCCAGCAGCCCCUCACCCCCAGCCAGCUGCCUUGGCUGGCCCAACUGGCUGCAUCGUCCUGUGGAGAGGGCGUGAUAGUGGUAGGGGAGGAAGUUGGAUCUUUGUCUCAAGGCCUCCAGCAAACGUUCAGCCGGUUAAUGGAUGGGCGUCUUGAAAAGACCAACUAUGUCGUCAUUAUCGUCACUGCACCGGGACAGGAAACACACUCCUGUGUGGUAGUUACAGGAAAACACCAGUGUCGUGCCUUGGCUGAGAGUAUGUUCUCUCCCAGCGAGGGUCUGAAAGAAAUCAACCACCAGCUCUCCACUGGUGUUGCCCAGGAACUCAUUCACUAUUGCAACUCCCUCGGUCAAGACGGUGACAUGGAUUCCCUUCUGGACAGUGCCAGCGUGGACAGCAAUGAGCCAUCUCCCUUUACCAGCAGCCAGGAAUCAGCUGAAGAGAAGAGCCUUAAAAACACAUACAGUCCAAAAGAUUCACACACACAGUGUUCAAAAGACUCACUCAGCCCUAAAGAGACAGUUUCGAGUCCCAAAGAAACCUGUUCAGAGUACUCCGUAGAAUGGCGUGAGGUUCGUCCCAUCCAGCUGGCAGUGGCUAGAAAGCUGCUGUCCCAUGUUUGUGCUAUAGCGGACUCCAGCACGCAGAACCUGGACCUUGGCUCCUUCGACAGAGUCAGCUUCCUCAUCCUUGUCCCGCCCUCCGAGGUCACAUUUCAGCAGACUGUACUCCACCUCUGGAGUUCUGGUGUUCUCCAGGAGCUUGGUAGUUUAGACCAGGAGUGUGUCGCACCCCGAGAGGCCGAGCGUUAUGUGGUCAAGAUGGACCAGACUGCCCAGGCGCGAAUUGAUAACCUGAUCCGGGAAGCCCACAGCAACUCCUACACACUCCACAUCCUGGUCCAUGACCACGCCCACUGGGAUAUUAGCAGUGCUUCCUACAGCAGCUCAGAUGGAGGUUUGGGUCUGGUGGACCAACUGCUAAACUCCCGACAGGUCAGAGAUGCCGCAAACAUCCUGAUUCUCCACGUCACCUCGUUCCCGUUUGCUCUUCAGACGCAGUGCACCCGCAUCAGCCCCUACAACGAGAUCCACUGGCCGUCUGCGUUCAGUAAUGAUGUGGACCUCUAUCAUGAAAGGAUGCGGUACUUUGGUGUGUCAGAGCUUUUAGAGUCGACUCGUUCAGGGAGCAGCCUGCCUCUAAUGCGUUAUGAUUCCUCUUUUGAAAGCAUGGCAUCUGCCCUGGAGGACAGAUUUCCAAAGCUGCACAGUGCUGUGAUCCGGACUACAGUUUUGAUCCACCACUACUGUGUAGCUCUGAUGGCUGUGUCGGGCAGAAUCAGCGGUUCCCACAAUCUCCACAAACACACCUCUGUGGAAACCAUGGAAAUCGUCCAGUCUCUGCUCACUGCUGCUCAGCAAUGUCCAAACCACCAUGGUCACAUGGUUCUGCUGCGGAUCCCCUCUUUGGCUCUGGCAGCGUGGGCCCACCGACGGCUUUCCAGAGUGAGGAGGCAGCUGGGUCUGGAGGAGAGUUUCGAAAUCAUACUUGGGAAUCCCAACCAAGCACUGAAUAUCGGACCGACCUUCACUGAUCAGAUCAAGACAUGGUUGAAGAUCCAGGAUGCUGACUGGGUUCCUCGUACCUACUUGGAGCUGGAGGCCCUGCCCUGCAUCCUGAUCCUAUCAGGGGCUGAGCCACUGGGAGAAUCACUGCCCAGGUCACUAAAAUACUGUGACCUUCGAGUGAUAAGCUGCUCCUACCUGCAGCGGACCACUCUUGAACAAGAGCUGGGACUGGCUGCUUAUCUAGUGAAGGCGGAGUCACGGCCCCCACACAACCCCGGACCAGGAAGUGAUCUUCUCGAAAGCGAUGCUGAAAAACUAAGCAGCACUGACAAUGAGGAGGAGGAUGGACAAGAGAACGGAGACUCCCCCCUCUCAUCCAGUCAGCCUCUCCAGUCUUGCCCAGACAGCGCUGCGUUGGAUCCCUUCCCUGCUCAAAGCACCCCCUCUCCAAAUGUCCAGAAAGGGACAGUGGAAACCACACAGUCUCCGUCACAAUCACAGACUCAGCAUCAGCCCCAGCCCUCAUCUCAGUCUUUCCCAUAUCCUCAAACAGCACCGCACCACCCAACUCAACCUCUUCAAAGUUAUUCCCACACCCUACCCCCCAGUCAAAGUCAGCCAUUAUCUCAAACUAAUUAUCUGCCUCACACUCAAGCCCCCCCUCAGCAGCAGUCCCUUUCCCAGAUGCAAACCCUCCACCACCAGUCUCAACCACCCCCCCCUUCCCAGUCUUGUCGGCAGCACUCCAAAUCAACAUCCUCUGGUUCCUUGUCCCCACGAGCCUCUUCUCCACAUCAGAGCUGCUCCUGGGCGCGAGGCGUGAGUCGUCCGCCCUCUGUGCUCCUCCCCCAUGCCCUCUACGACAUCAUCACAGCCAGUGACAGCAGCGGGCUUCCACGAUGUACUUCAUUCCUGCCGCAUAUGUCUGUCGCGUGGGCAAGCAGCUUCAGACCUUUGCUGAGUAAAAUGAUGACAUGUACGGAGCAGUCGCUCUAUUAUCGCCAGUGGACUGUCCCUUGCUCAUACCACAUGGACAGCAGCAAUCGCACUGAAGGACGAAGUGACAACUUUCACCCUCGCAGGUUGCUGCUCAGUGGACCUCCACAGGUGGGUAAGACAGGAGCUUACCUGCACUUCCUGGGUAUUCUGUCUCGCAUGUUGAUCCGACUGAUGGAGGUGGACAUCUACGAUGAAGAAGACAUCAACUACAGUGCCCAGGUGGAGGGAGUGCAGUACCAUCCACCCAAUGCUACCUGGCCCAACCCAGACAUUAUGAGGACGCUGCCAUUUGACUACACCAUCCACGACCCCAAAUAUGAUGAUAUCAGCUCAGUGUAUUGUCCUGCAUAUAAACCCAGUGCUGAGGGAACUCCCGCUCGGCAGGAGGACGUGUACAUACGUCGGCGGACUUCUAGGAUUAAGCUUUCCAAGUAUGCAGCCUACAACACGUAUCAUCACUGCGAACAGUGUCAUCAGUACUUGGGCUUCAAUCCUAGAUACCAGAUGUAUGAGUCGACGCUGCAUGCCUUCACGUUCACCCAUCUACUGCUUGGUGAAGAUAUCCAGCUCUACUUCAUCAUCCCAAAGUCCAAGGAGCACUACUUUAGCUUCAGCCAGCCAGGAGGACAGCUGGAGAGCAUGCGUCUUCCUCUGACUUCUGACUGGAGCCCAGACUGCAUCAAGAGUCCAAUCUUCACCCCGACCACUGGUCGUCACGAGCAUGGUCUGUUUAACCUGUACCAUGCUAUGGAUGGAGCCUCACAUCUCCAUAUCCUUGUGGUCAAAGAGUAUGAGAUGGCUGUCUACAAAAAGUACUGGCCCAACCACAUCAUGCUGGUGCUGCCCACUGUCUUCAACGGGGCUGGGAUAGGUGCAGCCCACUUCCUGAUCAAAGAGCUUUCAUAUCACAACUUGGAGCUGGAACGCAGCCGGCGUUUGGAGGGAGGAGGCCCAGCGGGUGACGUCUGGCCCUUUAUUAUCCUGGCUGAUGACUCCUGUGUUAUGUGGAACGCUGUGGACCUCAACGCACGCAAUGGUCCAGUGGAGCACGCCGUGUCUCUGAAACAGGUCUUACAGCACAUGGAGGCCUGUCCUGACCUAGCCCACUAUGGUCUGUGCGGCAUCAGGAAGUGGAGCAGCCGUGGAAUCACAGAUAAUAAAUAUCGGGAGCCCUUCUCCCGAGGUCUCCUUCAUGACUUCCUCCUCCUCAACGUCGACCGGAGCCAGAACAUCCAGUACGACCAAAACCGCUUCACCUGCCACGACGUGGACUUCACCCUGAGGCUGCACAGUGCCGGGCUGCUCGUCUGCAGGUUCAACGGCUUCAGCGUCAUGAAGAAGCAAAUCGCCAUAGGAGGAUACAGAACAUUCAUUAUCAAGACCAAGAUGACAGAUGUUCCCACCUCAGUGGGGCCCUCACAAUACAUCUGUGCCCCAGACAGCAAGCACCUUUUCUUGGCUACACCAGCUCAGCUCCUCCUGGAAAAAUACCUCCAACACACCAGCCAGAAGCUGUUUCCACUCAGCACCAAGAACUACACACACCCUGUGUUGUCUGUGGACUGUUACCUCAACCUGGGACCAGAGGUGACGGUGUGUUUUGUGAGUUCUAGACCUCAUUCCGUCAACAUCAGUACCACAGGGUUGUUGUUCAGUGGCCUUCUCCUCUGCUUUGCCGAUGCCUUCGUGACUCCUGGGUUCCUCAAGAAAUUCAGCUUUCUUAAAGGUGCGACUCUGUGUGUCAUCAGUGCAGAUCGGAGCUCCCUGAGGCAGACGGUGGGCAGGCUGGAGCUGGAGGAGGAGUGGAGGUUCAGGCUCAGCGACGAAUUUCAGACAGCCAACGCCAAAGAAGACCGACCGCUCUUCUUCCUGACUGGAAAGCAUAUAUGACUGAAGCAGGGGUACGCAGUGAGCUGAAGAGUCGCAGCCAGGCCUGGAAUCACUUUAACUGCCAAAGACAGCAUUGUGUUUAUUUGUGGCAUGACAGUCCGCACUAACCUAUGAAAAGAAAGAGGAAACUUUGACUGUUACCUAUCACACACUCGAAUAAGAUUGGACCUCACGGGAAAUUCUGGUUUAAAAAAAAAAAAAAGGAAAUUUUGAAACCAUGAAACGUGUUUCGUAAACACCCACUGUCUAACUGUGUGUUUGUGAGGAUAAAAUGUUGAAAGGAAUCAUCUUGUACGGACAAUAAGUACAGAUUUAAUCAAAAAGGAAAUGAACUCGAUGCUUUUUUACCCAUUAAGGAAACUUGCUAGACUUCCAAAUACUAGUUUUGGAUUCCUUGUUUUUGUGCAUGCAGAUUUAGUCAUUUAGAAUUUCUUACCGCGAUAUCUGAGCGUUUAGACUUAAAUGCUGGUGCACGUGACACGAGAACCUUUACAAAAAAGGGUGGACACAAUCACUUGUGUGCAAUGGUAGCUGAUUAUUAGCAACAUUUUUAUAGGGAGACUUUUGUAGAGGUUUGUUUUGCAUGUGUGUUUUUAUGUCUAAAGUAUUUUGAUUAUUGUAUUUUUGUCAUAUUUCUGUUAUGUAUAAAAAGUACUUAUUUCACAGCGUGUGCAAGAAAAAAUAACUGCGGAGCUGUUUAUCUGUUUGGGAUUGUAGAACAUUUUUAUGUGUUAUGCUUGUAAGGCUGUACGAUGAUUCUGGUUUUUACCUGUCGGAGAAAUCUACUGUGUACUGACGGCAUGUCGCAGAUUCGUAUGCCUUUAAUUGUAUAAAUGUACAGACAUUUUA